Molecule: messenger RNA, 1836 nt
Organism: Rotaria sp. Silwood1
Lineage: Eukaryota; Metazoa; Rotifera; Eurotatoria; Philodinida; Philodinidae
Source: the annotation of a GenBank genome assembly
CCCCCCCCCCUCUUUUUUGACACUUUGUGGUUCUCGAAGACGGUACAACCGAUCAAGCUGAAAUUUUUACCACAGAUAGAGCAUCAAAAAUAACGAGAUACGUGUUCGAGGAAAAAAAAUUUAAACUAAGUUUUCGAGGGGUUUUCUGGAAAACUCUGGUUUUCCAGAGGUCCGCAUCCUGAUACAUUACGACCCCCCUUAAAUUUUGCCCGAUUGGGCUGAAAUUUUGUUUAUAGACGCCCAACACUAUUCCACAGAGGUAAAAUUAAGGAUUUCCAAAAAUCUCACUUUCUUUCUUUUUUAUAAGAGAAAUAGAGCAAGGUUUGAAUUUGUGCUUCGGGUCUUGGCUUUUGCGAGCCUGUAACUUGGAGUAGGAACAUCAAAAAUGAAAACGCUCGAUUUUACCUCUGGAGAAUACUCUCAAGUGUUAGUGGUAAAAAUUUCAGCUCGAUCAGACAAACUAAAAAGGGGGUCGUAAUGUAUCAAGAUGUAGAAAAUCGCUGUUUUCCAAAACGCUAAGUAAAUGAAAAAAAUUUACAUACGAUUACUAUGAAAAAAAAUUUUUUCUCGAUCUAAUAAAUAGGUAAAAGUAAAAUGUUUCGAGUCGAAUAAUGUCUCCAGUUGUAGGUGGCACCUCAGGCUAUCAUACCUUGGGCUCAGCUCAAAAUCGAAUUUUGGGUCAAAAAAGAGGGGGGGGGGGUACCCUUAAGUGAACAACAAAUAUAUGAAUUGGCAACAAUAAAAUUGAGUGGUCCUGCUCAAGAAUGGUUUUAUCAUCAAGAUGAAAUUGAUAAUUGGUCUUCUUUCAAAGAAGCUUUCUUAUACGCUUUUCCACCACCAAUUCAACCAACCAACAUUGACUAUUUAGCUCAAUUGCUAGCACGCAAACAAGGUGAAACAGAACCAGUUGGCAAAUUCGUACAAGACAUCAAUCGUCUAUGCCUUAAAUUGGAUAACAAGAUCAGUGAACAAGAUAAACUUCAAUAUCUUCGAAGAGGUCUUCGUCCACAACUUAAGCAUUAUGCAUUAUCGAUUAGCUCAUUACAAGAUUUUCUUACAGUAAUGCAACGACACGAACAAAUAGAAAAGGAAACAACAUCAAAUCAACAAUCAUCAUCAAGAUCAAGUCAACAACUACAAUUAUUAAAUCGUCCAGAUCGCAAUAAUUACAAUCAUCAACAAAAUAAUCAUUCAACAUAUUAUGAAUCAUCUGAUUAUUAUUAUAGAAAUUCACAUGCUCAGACAUCUGCACAACAACAAGCAAAUAAUUACCCUAUAUGUUAUCAAUGUGAAGAUUGGAUCAAGUAUUAUCGGACAACAAUAAAUCGUUUUAAAGAUAGACUUGAAAUUUUAGGAAAUAAAGCUGCAGUAUCUCUUCAACCAUCAUCUAUUAUACCAAAUGAUAAAAAUUAUCGUGUAAAUUAUGAUAAUCGAUAUUAUAAAAAUUAUCGUGUUCAUCACGGUAAUCGAUAUUAUAAAAGUUAUAAAUCUAUACCAAAUCAAUAUGUACCCAAAAUACCACGAGUCUAUGGGCUUUUUUAUUUCAAACUGAAUUCUAAAAUCAAAAAAACCGCACCAACUUCUUCCGAAUCAAACUUUUCUCGUUUGAUACUACGUAGUCCCACUAAAAACCCUUAGUCCCCCCUAGUCCUGCAAAGUCCCCCUUAGUCCCCCCCACAAAAAGCUUAGUCCCCGCUUAGUCCCUUGUGCAGGGGACUAAAGCCUAUAGUACACAAAGCCACAAGCACACCCUCACCCUCACUCGCGCGCCCACACCCGCACCAUGGGUGUGGGUGUGUGUGUGGGUCCCAGACCAACACCCACACCCUCAGUCAC